CAGAACGAUCAGAACCCAAUCAGAACCACGUGACUGAAACCGCUGAAACUACCUAUUACCACUAUUACUACUUACUACUACUAGUCAUAGGACUCCCUCAUGGCGAAGUGCUAGCACUACUACGUAGUUUUGUACAACAUAGUAACGAUCGCGGUCUAUUCAAAACGUGACUACUAAGAAGUAAUAUACGAAUGUGCACGAAUACGUGUGCCCGUCAGUAGCACUAAGUUACUGCGCGGGCGAACACCGCUAAUCCCUCAGCACGCUGUGUAUCAGACAGCCGGGCGCCAAACCAAACUAAAGCCGCCGAAGCCAAAGUACAAGUGGUAAUCGGCUGGUAAUCGGCGUUCUUGAAAAGCCUAUGCUUCUGUCCCACAUUUUACAAGGUGCCGGAGUGAACACACAUAUCACUAACACUAAAAAUGUCCGUGAAGCCGCGCAACAACCCGGAUGUUCCACCUGUUACGUUGGACGACUUUUUGCGCGAAUGGUCCACAGAUCCGCUCCCUAAAUAUGCCAAUCCCAACUGCAGCGGUCAAAGGAGCCACGAAUGCAGAGUGUGUGGUGAUCGUUACCUCUACCCUUCGAGCCUUCGACGUCAUCUGGCACGCAAGACCUUCCUUGCACGUCUGCCAUGCCGCACCUGUCGAAUUUGUCACCUAGCAUUUAAUAGAUGCGCACUCAUCCUCCGGGCUCAGCGCUGCAAGUUGAAGGCAACUGCCGCCACACUGACUUCCUUACCGCAGGACGAACCUCUUGUCCCACUUGACGUUGGCGACGACGACGACAUCACGGAGAAAGCGCAAGAUGUGCCGAUGACGACUUUAGAAAAGGUCCUGCAGAAUGCUGCCUGUUCCGAGUGUUCUAUAGAGUUGGCGGAUUCGGCUGCGAGAGAAGACCACUUUCAUGCUUCGAGGGGCAAUCUUCUAAAGUGUGGAGAGUGUACCAUGGUGUGUACAUCAGAAUGUGCACUCAAAGCUCAUAGGAGGCUGCACACUCAAGGCAGACCAUUUGUAUGUCCGGAGUGUGGCACAAGGACCAACAAGCCAUGGGCUGUGUUUGAAAGACACGUAACUCAGCACUGCCAUCACUACGAGCGAAUCGUUGGCUACCACUGUCAACUGUGCCCGGCGCUGUUACUUGAUCAGGGUGAACUUGCAAGCCACAUUGUUGACACCCAUAGCAACCCCCUGCAUAAAUGUCAGGCAUGUCCCAUGGCAUUUGUGACAUUAGACAGCUUCCACAACCACAGGAGGACUACUCACCCGAAGCUGCGUUCUCAGUGUUGGAUCAUCCUCAAGUGCCCCCUAUGCGAGGCAGUGUUUGCCUCCUCUGACCUGCUGACAUCACACGUCGGGGGACACCUGGAUCGCUGUGGCCGUUCUCUUUUCCGUUGCACCGCGUGCGAUUCUCUGCAGCCCACCCGAUCCGACUUGGUUGCCCACGUAGGGAAAUGCCACCCUGGGCUACAUGAAACAUCCACCUUGUUGGAAGAGGCCGACAGCCCUGCAGCUCUGACAGCAAACUUUAUCGUGUUGCUGGACGAUGACUGCAAGCCGGGUGGAGAUGAUAAGGAUAAGAUAAAGGAAACUCCAGCGGAUCGAAAACCAGCACAAAGGCAAAAGGUUUCCCAGGAUGACAUGCCCCUGUCGGCACUCGCGAAGAGAAGGAAGUCUUCGACAGAUGUUGAGGAAGAACAGCAAGAUGCUAUGCAGAGACACUACAACUGCGCAAAAUGUGCAUUCACAACUCAGAACACUGCUGAAUUUCGCGACCACAUUGUGCAACACCGACCACAUGACCUCGACUGCUUCCAGUGUCCGGAGUGUGGCCUGUGCUACGUCGUUGAACCGUCGUUGCGCAAGCACCUCCUCAGUGUGCACAGGAUCAGCGAAGCGGAGGACAAGGUGGGGAGCAAGUCCCGAAGCUCUUCAGUCAGUGGGUACCAGUGCACUGUGUGCCUCGCAGCAUUUGACACAGAACGAGAACUUAAGAGCCAUUCUCGUACACACGGCAUGGCUUUCUUACGCAAGGUCACAAACAAGGAGUCUGCGUGAUUCUCGCGAUAGCUAUGUUGCGCGUGUUACCACGUUAUGUUAGACAAAAAAUGCUUGAUGUUUGCUGCAUCACAUGCAAGCCGUAGAACCAGCACAGAAAAAAACAUGACACGGCAGAGCCUUAUCAUACAAAACAUUUUAAUCGAGGACCUAUUCAUCUGCUGUACAGCUCAAUUCAAAACUUGACAAUGGGAAUUUCUAAACAUGUGUGACACAUUUUAUGCUUCUUUUGUUUCUUCGUCCUCUUGUGACUCCACAAUGUCAAUCUGAAAAUGGUACAAACUGGGCAUUGUUAAGUUAAACCGAAAUUCACGAGUCUUUGAAGCAAUAAAGAAAAUUAUCAACAUGA
Messenger RNA from Ornithodoros turicata, 2406 nucleotides. RefSeq names its product zinc finger protein 687b-like. Bases 423 to 2057 code for a protein of 544 amino acids. The transcript is spliced from 4 exons. NCBI's taxonomy places the organism in Eukaryota, Metazoa, Arthropoda, Arachnida, Ixodida, Argasidae. The record is from RefSeq and is a predicted model, not a curated record.